AUGAUCAUCCGCUGGGCUCAUCGCUAUCUUCCAGCUCUCUCCGGAUACCUCUCCUACGCUAUUAACCCAAUUCUGGCGUAUCUGAUUCUAACAGAACCAAAAAAUGCAUCAAUCGGAAAGUAUCGAUUCUUGAUUUUGUUUUUCGCAGUUUUCGAUAUGUUUUACUCAACGGUCGAGCUCUUGGUGCCAGUGGGAAUGCACGGAACGGGAUCCGCAUUUGUGAUCUACUUGGCACAUGGACCAUUUUUUGGGAAAGAUAAACUCCGUCUUGCCCAACUCGCAAUCUCCAUUCGAUGUGGUUGCAUCUCGCUGUCCUAUGGAAUCCUAGUCAUUCACUUCAUCUAUAGAUACAUUGCUCUUUUUCACCCCCACCUUGUUUCCAAAGUGUUCAGUCCCGGUGGAUUUUUUUGUAUUCUUACAUUUUUCUUUAUUCAUGGAAUCGCUUGGGCUGGAGUCUGUGAAUUGACCUUAUACGCGGAUCAAGAGAUGAGAGAUUAUAUCAGGGAGGCUUUCAAUAAGACGUACGAAGUGGACUCGGAUGAUAUUGCAUUUUUGGCAGCGUUGUAUUUGGACGGAAGCAAAGAAGUCAAUAGACGUGGCUGGAUGGGGAUACUGAUCCUUUCCGGGAUCUCUGUGUACGCUGUGACCAUGUAUAUUGUUUUGGGGACCAAGAUUGUCAAAAAGCUUCGAACCCUCGGAGCCCAUUCGAAAAUCACUCGAAACAUGCACAAGCAGCUCUUCCGAGUUCUCUCCAUUCAAACAUUCAUCCCAGUCUGCAUCAGUUUCUCCCCUUGUAUGAUGGCUUGGUACGGACCAAUGUUCUACUUGGAUCUGGGAAUGUGGAACAAUUAUUUUGGGGUCAUUGCAUUUUCAGCUUUCCCAUUUUUGGACCCGCUGGCUAUCACUUUUUUGUUGCCGAAUUACAGAAAUCGAAUCAUCGGAAAGCCGUUUUUUCGAGCGUCAAAAGAUGAUCCAGUCACUACAGUUGCAGCAAUCACCACUGUAGUAACCACUGAUUAA
Molecule: messenger RNA, 1020 nt
Organism: Caenorhabditis briggsae
Lineage: Eukaryota; Metazoa; Nematoda; Chromadorea; Rhabditida; Rhabditidae
Gene: Cbr-srj-13
Product: Protein CBR-SRJ-13
Exons: 6
Coding region: 1-1020 (339 amino acids)
Source: RefSeq, a predicted model, not a curated record